Tripterygium wilfordii is the source of this 981-nucleotide messenger RNA. RefSeq lists its product as uncharacterized. The transcript has a single exon. The coding region runs from base 44 to 754 and encodes 236 amino acids. The record is from RefSeq and is a predicted model, not a curated record. NCBI's taxonomy places the organism in Eukaryota, Viridiplantae, Streptophyta, Magnoliopsida, Celastrales, Celastraceae.
UACUAACUGUGAGAAUCAUUCACACAGAGACCCAAAGCCAAACAUGAAGGUAAAGAAAAAAGGAGGCAAGGUAUUCCCUUCUGCUUCUUCUUCUUCCUCCUCCUCUGUCAGUGGAACACGAGGAGGAGGAGAAAGAGAUGUUCUUUCAGUUUUGAAGCUUCUUCCUGCAGCUAUUCUUGCUCUCGUUUCAAUCCUCUGUUUCGAGGACCGUGAAGUCCUUGCUUACAUGAUUACUCGUUCCAUCAACCCUUCACCUUCAAUACUCCCAAACAAGCCUAUAAAGAGAUCAAAUCACAACAACAAGAGCAAAAGCAACCCAAGUGGCGGUGGCGUUAAAGGACAUAAGCCGCCGGUUUUUGACUGUGAUUGCUUCCAUUGCUACACAAAUUACUGGCAUCGUUGGAACUUUUCCCCGAAUCGGGACUUGAUUGAGGAGGCGAUUGAGGCAUUCGAAGAACAUUUGUCCAACGAUGAAAAAUCAAGGAAGUCCGGCAAGAGGCGCGACAAGGCUAAUCGCCGGAACGGUGAGAAGCCACUGAUGAGCCCUGUUCAUGAGACUGAUAAACCAACGUCUCCCUCUCCUACGGAAAAUGUGUUGUAUCCAAUUACAUCCUCUGAGACUGUGGUUACUGGAUCGGCUGCGAUGGUGCAUUCUCCGGGGAGCACCCACAAAGGUUUUGCUAGGAAGGUGUUGCCGGACUUGUUAGGGUUACUGAAUUCCCGUUUAUGGAGUCUUUGGAAUCCAAAUGGUUGAGUUAUUGAUUGAGAAAUGAAAAUAAAACAUUUUUCGAGCCCAGAAAAUAAAUAAAAGUAUUUUGUUAUGGGUAGAUUUUCGCUGUCAUAAGUUUCAAUCUCCUGCCGGCAGGAAGUCAUUUUCUCGGCGGUGAACAUUGUUUGGCUGCUUUUCCUGGAAAAAAUUUGAUGUAAUAUAUGUUGGUGAUUUGUUCUUAUUAAUUGCUUUGGAAAUAAGAUUCUAAGAUU